This is a messenger RNA of Cuscuta epithymum, 586 nucleotides long. The record is from the annotation of a GenBank genome assembly. NCBI's taxonomy places the organism in Eukaryota, Viridiplantae, Streptophyta, Magnoliopsida, Solanales, Convolvulaceae.
CUCACGUGCUCAAGGGAAGCGAGUUAUAUUGCCUUCUACAUUCACCGGAGGGGCACGAUAUAUGAUCCAGAAUUAUCAAGACGCCAUGGCGAUAUGUCGUUGGGCUGGAUAUCCGGAUUUGUUCAUAACGUUUACUUGCAAUCCCAAAUGGUCUGAAAUUAGCCGCUUUCUUGAAGAAAGGAGACUCAAACCAGAAGACCGGGCUGAUAUUAUUUGCCGAAUUUUCAAAGUCAAGUUGGACAGAUUGAUCAAAGAUCUUCGAGAUAAUAAAAUAUUUGGUCGUGUUAAAGCAGUCAUAUACACCAUAGAGUUUCAGAAAAGAGGUCUGCCACACGCUCAUAUAUUGCUGUUCAUAGCUAGAGAUGACCCAUCUCCGUUUGCAAAUGACAUCGACCGUAUCAUUUCAGCUGAAAUUCCAGAUAAACAUGUGGAUCCUGUUUAUUAUGAUGCGGUAGCCGAUUUAAUGAUGCACGGACCGUGUGGACCAUCUAGGCCAAAUUCUCCGUGUAUGUCAAAUGGUCGUUGCACUAAACAUUUUCCAAAGAAAUUUAAUGAGGAGAUGACGAUUGAUGAUGAAGGGUACCCG